Messenger RNA from Knipowitschia caucasica, 411 nucleotides. NCBI's taxonomy places the organism in Eukaryota, Metazoa, Chordata, Actinopteri, Gobiiformes, Gobiidae. The record is from the annotation of a GenBank genome assembly.
AUGCGGCUGUUCGCGCUCUCUGCUCUGCUGCUGCUCUGCUCCGGGACAGGGCGGACUCUGCAGAUCCAGUGCUAUCAGUGUGAAAUGACCCAGGACUGCGCUGCUCCAGAGUUCAUCGUUAACUGCACCGUGAACGUUCAAGACAUGUGUCAGAAAGAAGUGCUCGUUAUGGACGAUGGGACUCACUACCGCAAGUCGUGUGCGUCUUCCGGAGCCUGUCUCAUCGCCUCGUCCGGAUACCAGCAGUUCUGCACAGGGAAGCUCCACUCUGUCUGCAUCAGCUGCUGCAACACACCUCUCUGUAACGGACCACGACAGAAGAGACGUCCCCUGCUGUCGUCCACGUCUGUCCCAGUGCCCAGGAUACAGCUACUGCUACUGCUGCUACUGCUGCUGGGACCUCUGUGCUGA